Messenger RNA from Cloeon dipterum, 1063 nucleotides. RefSeq names its product C-type lectin domain family 4 member K-like. The transcript has 7 exons. The record is from RefSeq and is a predicted model, not a curated record. Bases 55 to 831 code for a protein of 258 amino acids. Gene Ontology annotation, molecular function: signaling receptor activity. NCBI's taxonomy places the organism in Eukaryota, Metazoa, Arthropoda, Insecta, Ephemeroptera, Baetidae.
UGAAACAUAAUUAACUAAUAUAAGAGUCUUCGUUUGCUUGAGUUCAACUUCAACAUGGAAAUUAUCAUAUUGCUCGUGGCUCUCCUUGGUUGUUCCAGUAGAGCCCUAGCUGCAAUUCCCAACUCAGACCUUGCUUCUAAUCAGCUUGCCUUAAUUUUUCAGGAGUUCGGAAACUUAAGUCCCACUUCAAACUGUGACGUCGCUGCAUUGGGCGAGGCGCUGUGCGAUAAAAGGAUUGAGGUCGUGGAGGAAAAACUGAAAGGCAUAGCAAAGUUGGUGAGCCAGAGUAAACAGCUUUGCGAAUUUCAAAUCAAAGCCCUUCGCGAGAGCGGAGAGCAGCAGAAACAAAUCUGCGAAUACAGAAUCAAAGAAGCAAAUCAACAAAUCAGCAAUUUACAGAAAUCCACACAACCUAAAAAAAAUCACGUUGGUGCAGCCGUUUCUGGAAAAUUAUCGGCACUUUAUCCUGGAUCAAGGUACUACGUUAGCACAGAGAAGUUGAAUUGGUAUUUGGCACGUAAGUUUUGCAUCUCAAACGGCAUGCAGCUGGCUAGCAUUGAAUCCAAGGCCGAGAGCGAAGCUUUAACUCCAGUCCUUCUUCAGGCUGGAGGAUUUUUCUGGCUCUCUGGCACCGACUUGGGAUCUGAGGGGAAAUUCUACUGGGAUAAUGGAACAGGAAAGGAUGUUAAAGAUUUCACCAACUGGGUUGGUACGCAGCCAGAUAAUCAUCAAGGAAAUGAACACUGCCUCCACGAAAAACCUGGUAUAGGCUGGAAUGAUUAUCCAUGUGAAAAUCAGGAAAAAUUUAUAUGCGAGAUCAAUGACAGUUAGUUUUCUCUCUGUGAAUCCAAACACAUCGACGGCUUUUUACAGCUUUACCACGAAAUUUCUUCUCUUAUCCUUAUAUAACAAAUAAAAAUUAUUCUGUUGAUUGGUCGACGCAAGAACCGCAUGUAACAGAUAUUUAAUAUAAACCAUUGACUCAUGCCAUAACUAAUAACUACUGUUUAUUGUUUGUAUUCCUUAGCCAACCGAAAUAAUAAAUAAUAAUAAUAUUAAACAA